AUGUCCUCACACACCUCCAGUCCGUUUAUCUCCAACGCUGCACCAGACACACCCAUGAAACGCCGCCGCGGCCGGCCGCCGAAGAAUGUCCACGUCGCAAACCAGAAUCAGUCAACCUUCGCCACGUCCACGCUCAACAGCCUGCCGGCAGCGGACACGUCUGCGGCAAUGCUCAAACUCGGGUCACCGCGGUUUCUGCGCGUUAAGCCGAUGAUGAAGGUGUCGCCGAGCCAGCCUCGCAAGGCGCGCAGGGCCUCGCUGCAGACGGCAACACCGCAACUGAUGCCGCGCGACACCACACGCGCAGUUGCGCACGCCAUGCCGCCGCCGCGCUCGCGUACCCAUGACAGCCUUGUCAACGUUAUAAAGACCCCCAAACGGGCCGACUCAGCCUCUUCGCCUCAGCAGUGUCUCAACCCGUCAGUCUUGCUUUCGUCACCUAUGAGCUAUAGUUACGGCGCGAUGGGGAGCACGCCAUUGUCCCCGACGGCCUCAUCUUUCAGCUCCAUCAUCCAUUCAUCGCCGCUCUAUACGGGCUAUUUCUAUUCGCCCGAAACCACGAACAAACACGUUUUGCGGGUGGGCGCAAUUGGCUCAUCCCCCGAUCCAGAAGACAGGACAGAGCAGAGCGUGUUUGUGCCAAAGGCAGAAACCAUUGGACGUACCUUUAAAUUGCCCGUAAAGGGAACGGUGGCUAAAGAGGAUAAACCUCUGGAGGCUAAACCAGAAAAAUCCUGUGGAUUUUCGUUAAAACUCAUGGUUGGGGCGGAUGGAAAAGCCAUAUUGACCAACGGCAAGACAACCACGCCUUCUAGUCAACCAGCUUCGGUUAGCGCCCCCAGAAAGCGGACCAGGGAAGAGGAAAAGGAGCCUGAGCCGGCUCUGGAGGCCCCUCCAACCACCCCAAGACAGAAAAUCCAGACUCUCACCGCCAAAACUCCUGUCUCUGCGCUUAUCCGUUCACAAUCAUUUUCGUAUUCACCUUUUGCUAACUUCAACUUGAAGAAUCAGAGCUUUUUUACGGGUAUUUCGCGCUCGCCCAUGGUGCUCAACCUGUACGGGUCACUUUUGGGCCAGGAGCUUCCUGUCUUUCAACCGUUUGGUAUGGAGAUGCGACCAGUUACACCUCCACCCACCGCGACGGACGAGAAGCCCUUUGCUCUGGACGAUUUCAGCUUCGGUCCACCUCCUCCGACAGCCUACGAAUCUUUGCAGCCCCAGCAACUCGCCCAGAAGGCACAGAUGAUGCGCGACACUCCACGGCGAAACGUCCCGGUAAGACACAUUUCCAUGAUGGAUGUCCACGCCUAUGGAGAAAAUGUCGGAAGCAACUUCCCAAUCCGGGAUACGGAAGUGCCUACCCAUCGUCGAACCUUAAGCAAAUCUGCAUCCAUGUCACAUGUCGGGUUCAUCGACCCCGCCCACAUUGCCCAAAAGCCUCCAACAACCGGUUUGAUGGAAGCAGGUGCGUAUGGCCAGUUUUACCCAGACUUCCAAGGAAGCGGUAACUUCAUGGCAAUGAACUUGGCGGGUAUGCCCAUGCUCAUACCCGCGAGAGACGGGAUGGGAGCGGAGAUUGAUAUGCAGGAGGAUCUGGGUGAUGCCCGUUCCGCAUUGUUCAAAGCUAUGAGAAAGUCAUAA
Molecule: messenger RNA, 1641 nt
Organism: Babjeviella inositovora NRRL Y-12698
Lineage: Eukaryota; Fungi; Ascomycota; Pichiomycetes; Serinales
Exons: 1
Coding region: 1-1641 (546 amino acids)
Source: RefSeq, a predicted model, not a curated record